GGCGAUGGAGAACAGUGACAGAACGACGCUUAAUCUAAAAGAAGAAUCUGCGAAGAAUCUCUUAAAGAAACUUCAAAGACCGGUUGAUGAAGUGGAGUUGAAAGAUACUUCAGGUAUACUUUUCUUGACGCUUGGUGGGGAUCGAGGGGAGGGGUGGGUAGAAGACGGUACUUUUUUGCGUAAACUGUAUAAGGAUGCACGGGGCCAAUUUUUUUAAUGUUUCCUUUUUAAAGUUUUGUGCUUGCUGGAACCAGGGCUUGAAAUUUAGUAUGUUCUCUAUUAUAGGCUCUUGAAAGUGCAUCAGAAUUAAACAGCCCGAGGGUCUGAAAUAGGGUCACUGGGACUCAGGGUUUUUAGACUAUUAUGUCUCAUCCGCCGAACUUUUUUAGAAGUACCCCACGAGAUAAGCUUAUCAUAUUAUAUGUGAACGAGUUGGGUGACCUUGUAUUGAAAUCUUAAAAUUGAUUUACUCAGUAUUUCAUUUCAGACAGUAUAGCUCUAUCAAAAUUUAUACUACAAAUGCUACAAACACCAAAUUCGCCUAAUUUACUUCCACAAAUUGCAAAAAGAACGGUAAUCAAAAACGCGAAUUAAAUUCUAAAGAAAAUCUUAUGCCACACGGUACUGAAUCACUGCUGAUUGCAAGCUGAUCUGACCGCCGAGUCGGUACAGACGGACACAAUCCUCCAUACGACAGAAACGUUUUUAACACAAAAUAUAUGGUUAAUUACAAAUGUUUAUAGACGAUAUAUACGGGUGAUGCUGAACUUUUCCUCUGCUGACAGCAGACCACUCAUCAAGUGCACAGUAUAUUUUACUACAUAAUCGAAUUAGACAAAGUUAGCAGAUUAGGUUUACAUAUACCUUGUACUGUGAGAAACCCCAAACGGAUACUAUGAUAAUAAAGGACAGGGCUAAAACAACAAGAACAAGGGCGCAACUCAAAAACAGCCUUGACCAGCUGCUGAGCUUAGGGACGGACCAUUAGAAAAGUUAUGGGGGGGGGUGGGCAAUUUUCGAGCCUCAAGAACUUUUUUUUCGUUAUCAAAUUCCUUGUAUGAAUUUUCUCUAGGCCUUAGCAUGGAUAUUUUUUAGGAUUAAUCGGCGUGCAUUAUUUUUUUUUUCAUUUAAUUUUCCCUUCUGCGAAUAUUUUUUUUUGUACUUCGCCCCCCACCCUCCAUAAGUUUUCUAAUGGUUCGUCCCUUACCGAAGCAAACCCUAUGUUACCACUGGUUACGAAAUUAAUCCAUGAGAGACUCAUGAUUUUUGGGUCAGCAACCUAAGUAACAGAGUCAAGAUACGCAAGUCAUUAAAAUGCGCACUAAUAUAAUCAAGAGAGGGUAAAAGAGACAUAGAAGGCAUCCCCCCAUACACACCCUAUUCCAUAGGUAAUUUAGCUUGCGUUGCAUGGCGGUUUUGUAGAGCCGGGCGCACGAACUGCGAAGGUGUGAAACGAGCGGCAAAGCCGCGAGAAAAAUAAAAACCGCCUGCUCGGAUUCGUGGCCUUUUCAACUGCCGCCCCCUUCAACUCAUUUUGACAUCCUGUUAACAACUUGUUUGGUUUCAGUUUUCCCAGCCAAUCAGAAAUAAAGUGUUGACAGCCUAAACACGACACAAAAGCUCGUGAUAUAAUGUAAAACGUGACCUUGGGCGGAAUUGGAGCCUGCUUGAAAAAACACAGGUUUUUUCUUUGUUGCUAUCUCGCGCAUAGGUGACUACACUGCGUUCUAAACUUGACUGAGUAGAUCUUUUUUUUUUUUUGCUGCACUAAGUCUUACAUUUAUUUAGAGGCCAUGAAGUUGGUUUGUUUCAUCCGUAUUGAGUAAUUAUUUCCUGUGGUUAAUGUUUCUGUACUUGUUGCUGAUUAGAAUUUGUUGAUCUCACAUGCAGUUGUAAAGUACUAAUUUCUUUGACCACUCUUGAAGCCUAAAGCUUUUUAUUAAGACUAAAUAAAUAUUUUAGCUUCUUUGGUCUUUUCCGAUUAAAAUGCCUGGAUCUGGAUAACUACAUACCAAGGAGUUUUGGUUUGUAGUUUCUUUGUCCGUGAAUGAAUGUUUUGACGCUCGGCCUGGCUCUUUAAGUGUUGUUUUACGUAUAGCGCGAUCUUCAGAUUUGAGUUGUAGCUUAAACCUAAGCUACACCAAGUAUGGAGAAUUAUGCUGUUCGUCUUUCUUCUAUUGUAUGCAAUUCAUAGACCACAAUCGCGGACGCCGUUCGAUGUAGUGCGCUGGAGUGCGGUAUUCUCUAACACCGAGUAAUAGAGAAAAUUGAGGUGGACUUUCUCGAGGCAAAUUUACUGUUUCUGUCAUAAGGUCCAUUGCUGUACAGCUCAGCGAGAAAAUUUUCGAUAUCUGGUCUCCGUAGUACUUUUUAGAGGGGAAAUUGUGAUUAUACAGGUUUUCAAUGAAGAUAUUUCUUCUUGGGCCAUAGCAAAGACAAUAAAGAUCAUUCUCUUGCCAAAACUUUCUAUGACAUCUCUCCUUUGAACAAGACUGUAAAUGGCCAUUUCCUGUUUAGGCUUCAAUAUAAUUGCUCUGUUUUCCCGUCAGAUAUUCAAGAUCGACGACGCUCCGGUCAACGCUUCUUAAAUAUUUUGAUUUUCUUUUGCGAGAUGAUUUGUUCAGUCCCUCGAAACUAUCCCAUGAGAUAUUACCAAAAUAUUUGAUUGACGGGCGAACAUUCUGAACCAAUCGGAACGAUCCGUACGCUGGCGUAAGGACCGACUCAAAAAAGCCCCCCGUCAGUGUAGGCGGUUUUUCAAGUCAUGACGAGAUUCAUACGACUUUGAAAUUCACCACAGGGAGGAAGUUUCAAUUUCCGGUGUCCUUGUAAAAACCUAAUUAGGAUUCAAUUAAUAGCCACUAAUCUGUCAUGACUUGUGUACUUUGCGUCACUGAUGGAAAACGAGCAGAGACGAAAGACAGAUACUAUUUGUAUCACAAUGCGAUCUCGCACGAAUUUCAAAGCUGGCACGCUCGUCGAGAAAAGCAUCUUCAGUCUUUGGAUCCUCGCUUGCCAAAAAAAGGUAAUCUCGUACGCAGUAUCAGUGACCAAAUGGUUUUACCGACGGAUAUAAUUCAUGGCAAGUCAAAAUUUUAUGCUUUUUAUGUAGAGAUGAUGUUUGGAAGUAGCAGGGCCGAUUAUUUUUAGCUAUUUAUGAUUUGGUCGAUAGUACAGAUAGUACUAGCGCUCGAGUCAACCCAUCCAGGUUUGGUUUUUCAAAGAGGAAAGAUCAUGUUGUUGUCGUUUUAACGUUAGCACGAGCCUUUAACUUGCGCCGAUGAAAUGCCAACGAAAGCGAGUUUAAAGCGAUCAAAGAAGGACCAAAUUCCUUCCAGCUACUAGAAAAUAUAGCAGGAAGCGGCCAGACCGGGCAGCCAGAGAAGUCAGAGAAAGCGUUUCGUCGUGAGGAGAAGAUCUGGAAAAGGUAUUUGGUCGUGAAUUACUGAAUUGGGGGAAUUAAAAUGAGGGAUUCAUUCGAGAAGCGAUAUCCUAUGAUUCCCUGACGGUGGCAGAUGCCCAUGACCGUCAAGUCAGAAACUCGGGCAUUCACGUCGUUGUUGAUUAUGUAAGCUUAAAUGAUUUUUAUUAAGGGUCGCCGACUGGAUUUAGCCCGAACGGUGAUGCUCUUCAGCCCUUUUCAAUUUUCUAAACAUCGGCAGAAACUUGGUAAGUCUAUUUUAGGUUCCUUUGUAUCAUCUUCAAAUGGCUACCUAUUAUCAUUUUAGCGCAAAAACGUUUCAAGGUCGACACUGAUCACUCGAUCAUUUCAUAAAUUUUCAAUAACUGCUAAUGAUGUGAAAGUGUAAUGUUCAUGGAAAAUGUUGAUGGAGAUCACUGUUUCUUAAGCCUGAUCGCAAACAGUUUAAUUCAGUCAGAGUUCAGUUUUUAAGUGUGGAUCGUAGUGGAUAUUUUCAAUUUUAUCGAAUCCCUUUUAAGAAAAGAGGAAAAUUUAUUUUGCCAAGGCCAGUGGCUAUCAACUGUCGGUAAAAGUGAGUAAAAUUUCAUAAACCAAAUGUCCCGCAUUAAGUAAAACAGUUUGGCCUUGCUGAUGCAACAGAGCAGCUUAGCCUUUUUAGGCUGUGGCUCUGUGAGAAUUUUAUUCUCCGGGUGUCUCAGAGGGAACUAAAAACUCGCCUUUAGAUAUUGUUUGAAUCUCUGUCCAGCAUUAAGAAAAAAAGUUUGGCCUUCCUGAUGCAACAGAGCAGCUUAGCCUUUUUAGGCUGUGGCUCUGUGAGAAUUUUAUUCUCCGGGUGUCUCAGAGGGAACUAAAAACGCGCUUUUCAGAUAUUUUUUGAAUCCCCGUCUAGCAUUAAGUAAAACAGUUUGGCCUUCCUGAUUCAACAGAGCAGCUUAGCCUUUUUAGGCUGUGGCUCUGUGAGAAUUUUAUUCUCCGGGUGUCUCAGAGGGAACUAAAAACUCGCUUUUAGAUAUUGUUUGAAUCUCUGUCCAGCAUUAAGAAAAAAAGUUUGGCCUUCCUGAUGCAACAGAGCAGCUUAGCCUUUUUAGGCUGUGGCUCUGUGAGAAUUUUAUUCUCCGGUGUCUCACAGGGAACUAAAAACACGCUUUUCAGAUAUUUUUGAAUCCCCGUCUAGCAUUAAGUAAAACAGUUUGGCCUUCCUGAUUCAACAGAGCAGCUUAGCCUUUUUAGGCUGUGGCUCUGUGAGAAUUUUAUUCUCCGGGUGUCUCAGAGGGAACUAAAAACUCGCUUUUAGAUAUUGUUUGAAUCUCUGUCCAGCAUUAAGAAAAAAAAAGUUUGGCCUUCCUGAUGCAACAGAGCAGCUUAGCCUUUUUUAGGGCUGUGGCUCUGUGAGAAUUUUAUUCUCCGGGUGUCUCACAGGGAACUAAAAACGCGCUUUUCAGAUAUUUUUUGAAUCCCCGUCUAGCAUUAAGUAAAACAGUUUGGCCUUCCUGAUUCAACAGAGCAGCUUAGCCUUUUUAGGCUGUGGCUCUGUGAGAAUUUUAUUCUCCGGGUGUCUCACAGGGAACUAAAAACUCGCUUUUAGAUAUUGUUUGAAUCUCUGUCCAGCAUUAUAAUUAAGAAAAAAAGUUUGGCCUUCCUGAUUCAACAGAGCAGCUUAGCCUUUUUAGGCUGUGGCUCUGUGAGAAUUUUAUUCUCCGGGUGUCACAGAGGGAACUAAAAACUCGCCUUUAGAUAUUGUUUGAAUCUCUGUCCAGCAUUAAGAAAAAAAGUUUGGCCUUCCUGAUGCAACAGAGCAGCUUAGCCUUUUUAGGCUGUGGCUCUGUUAGAAUUUUAUUCUCCGGGUGUCUCACAGGGAACUAAAAACGCGCUUUUCAGAUAUUUUUUGAAUCCCCGUCUAGCAUUAAGUAAAACAGUUUGGCCUUCCUGAUUCAACAGAGCAGCUUAGCCUUUUUAGGCUGUGGCUCUGUGAGAAUUUUAUUCUCCGGGUGUCUCAGAGGGAACUAAAAACUCGCUUUUAGAUAUUGUUUGAAUCUCUGUCCAGCAUUAAGAAAAAAAGUUUGGCCUUCCUGAUGCAACAGAGCAGCUUAGCCUUUUUAGGCUGUGGCUCUGUGAGAAUUUUAUUCUCCGGGUGUCUCACAGGGAACUAAAAACGCGCUUUUCAGAUAUUUUUUGAAUCCCCGUCUAGCAUUAAGUAAAACAGUUUGGCCUUCCUGAUUCAACAGAGCAGCUUAGCCUUUUUAGGCUGUGGCUCUGUGAGAAUUUUAUUCUCCGGGUGUCUCACAGGGAACGAAAAACGCGCUUUUCAGAUAUUUUUUGAAUCCCCGUCUAGCAUUAAGUAAAACAGUUUGGCCUUCCUGUUUCAACAGAGCAGCUUAGCCUUUUUAGGCUGUGGCUCUGUGAGAAUUUUAUUCUCCGGGUGUCUCAGAGGGAACUACAAACUCGCCUUUAGAUAUUGUUUGAAUCUCUGUCCAGCAUUAUAAUUAAGAAAAAAAGUUUGGCCUUCCUGAUGCAACAGAGCAGCUUAGCCUUUUUAGGCUGUGGCUCUGUGAGAAUUUUAUUCUCCGGGUGUCUCACAGGGAACUAAAAACUCGCUUUUAGAUAUUGUUUGAAUCUCUGUCCAGCAUUAUAAUUAAGAAAAAAAGUUUGGCCUUCCUGAUUCAACAGAGCAGCUUAGCCUUUUUAGGCUGUGGCUCUGUGAGAAUUUUAUUCUCCGGGUGUCUCAGAGGGAACUAAAAACUCGCUUUUAGAUAUUGUUUGAAUCUCUGUCCAGCAUUAAGAAAAAAAGUUUGGCCUUCCUGAUGCAACAGAGCAGCUUAGCCUUUUUAGGCUGUGGCUCUGUGAGAAUUUUAUUCUCCGGGUGUCUCACAGGGAACUAAAAACACGCUUUUCAGAUAUUUUUUGAAUCCCCGUCUAGCAUUAAGUAAAACAGUUUGGCCUUCCUGAUUCAACAGAGCAACUUAGCCUUUUGAAUUUAUUCUCCGAGUGUCUCAGAGGGAACUAAAAACGCGCUUUUAGAUAUUGUUUUAAUCUCUGUCCAGCAUUAAGAAAAAAAGUCUGGCCUUCCUGAUUCAACAGAGCAGCUUAGCCUGUUUAGGCUGUGGCCCUGUGACAAUUUUAUUCGCCAGGUAUCUCAGAGGGAAGCUUUAUUUUUUAGACAUUAUUUAAAUAUUGCAAAAGUAAUGUUUUGCUUACGUUUGUAUUUAACCCCAUCCAGAUCCAGUGAGGCCUUUAAAACAGCGCGUCAAUUUUAAAAGUUUUUUGAUAAGGCAGUUUCUGUUUAGCGCUUAGUGUUAGUUCUGGCCUUGAAUGAAGAUUCCAUUAAAAAGCCUUGCGUUCAGACAUAAAAUUAGGGAGAUCUUGUAAGCAUGAAUUGAAAUAUAUGAAAUGCGGAUGAAGGUAUGAAAGUGAAAAUGAUCAUCGCAUUAAAUUCGCAGCCUAUUCGGGUGAAAAAUAACCUAAAAAAUUUUGCAGCGUUAUUGCAGAAAGUUAGAGGUAAUAUUAUUCAUUGUUGGGGAAAAUACUCCGCGGCUUUAAAUUAACAAUUUCCACGAUGUUUUAAUUCCGGUAGUGUAGUAGCCUUUUCGUUAAGGCAGCUUCUAAAACGCACUCGAGAAAACCGCACAGUCUCUGUGAACUCUCACUUUAACUUGCGAGAGAGGCAAAAAGAAAAUAGAGUGACAUUACUUUCAAACCAUUACGGGUUACCUUAGGCCGCGGUUUCAGAAAUCAUUGGACCUCCAGCCCUCUUUCUUGGUGGGUUAGUUUAAGAAAAUAGGUGCUUUAGUUUUCCAGUCUGCCUUAUGUGCUUUAUUGAAAUUAUUUACGAUAAAUGGGGUUUGACAAAAGCGUUGGUUAAACUGAAAAUGGCUUAAUUAUAACGCGAUUUUGUAAUAUACCGGCUAAAUAACUGGCCCUCAGUGUUUAAUAAAUACAAGUAAACAAAUUAUACAAUAGAAAAUUCCCCAGCAAGAAGUGCGUAAAAUCACUUUUCUCGAAGUACAAUAAAUUUUAAGAGAAGCCACUACAGAGGCAAAUGCAUUCCGGUUCGGCAGAAAGACUUCCAAUGCGGCUAAUUUGUAAUUGAGUUCUUUGUUGAACCGAAAUCUUGUUGACGUACAGGAAUUCAGUUGAUAUGAGAAUUUGUCACCUCGAAGCAAAUGAGCCGUAAAAAGUUGAUUACUUCUACAGAGCUCCCCUGCUGAUGUUCGCCUAUUGAAUAGGCGAACAUCAGCUGGGGUCUACGAUUUCAAACCUCUAUGAAUCUCGUCAUGCUCCCGGCCCAAUCUCCUCGCGGUUUCUGUGCCCUCGCCCGCCUUUAUUACUUAGCGCGCCCAACCAAAACCGCCACGCUACGCAGGCUAUACGUAAUUCGUCUCGAGUUAUUUUUAAGACCACAGAUCCCGAGGGGGAUUAGACAACAGCCAAUCACAUAGCGCGAAUGUGUUUCGCGUGGAUGACUCACGCUCAGAGCCACGCGUCCUAGCUUCACGAAUUGACGCUGAAAAAAAUGGCGGAAGACGCGGAGAUCGAUACUGCUAUUCGUUUUGUCGACGAAAACGACUAAAGCGAGAUUUCUGCUAAAGAUGUGUCAUCGAAACGGAAAAUUAAAAAAGAAUUGCCCUUCCCCUAAUAUAGAGCUAACAGUACAGCAGGGAAAUCCUUAACACACUGAAUAUUCACUCAGGAUCAUUUAUAAUUUACAGUUUGAAAAGAGCAAUUUCUGGUUUGAUAUUUAUUCUUUUAUUAGUCUUUGAUUAUUCAACAAAAAUAACACUUGGCGUCCUACUUGCUUUAUUGUACAAACGACCGGUUUCAACAGACCGGCGAAAUUUCUCAUUUUAUUAAAGCAAAGCAAGAGAGAAUGAUUUCUUGAGCAAAGAGGUUACGACAACUUCGAGUUAAACUGAUUUCACGGGUUGUCAAAGAGUCCAGCGAUUCCCUUUUCUCAGGCAAGCGCCGACUCAUUUCGCUUAUAUUUUUUUUUCGCAAUAUUUUUUUUUCAGGCUUCUUCUUUCCAAUUGCUUAAACUGGAAAAUUUACUGCGAUGAUCAUCCUUCACCUUCAUAUUCAGAAAUGCUCUCGAUCUCUUUACGCUUUCAUUGUCUUUCGCCCGACAUGUUUUGCACGGCGUUUAGUCAUGCGAAACCUCCACGAAACAUCCAUUCUAAAAAUAACUCGAGACAAAUAACCUAUGGAAUAGGGUGUGUAUGGGGGAUGCCUUCUCUGUCCCCUUUAUCCUCUCUUGAUAUAAUUCAAUGUCUUAUUGUCAUCCCCUUAGAAAUGAAUUCUCCCUUAGCAGUAGAUGAGUCAGGGGAAUCAAGAACAAAAGCAACGCCAAGAAACCGGAGACAAGUGUUGAACGCCACUUCAGCUGGCAUCAGUAUACAUGACGUGCGAAAAGAAAUCAGCAAACAGUUUGAACAACUUAUGCCCACCAAGUACUGUAAGUCAAGUGAGAAGGUAUGCCUUGUGGGUCCCCCCGGACUCCCUGGUCCCACUGGGGUGAGGGGACCACGUGGCAGGAGGGGGCCAAAAGGAAAGAAAGGUCCUCAAGGUCUUAAGGGACCAUCUGGUAAAUCUGGACAGAGAGGGAUGACAGGUCCUGCCGGACUAAGAGGGGAAAAGGGAGACAAGGGUGAACCUGGGCCCAAAGCCGUUCAGGGACCACCCGGAAGGCCUGGAAAAACAGGAAUGACCGGAUUAACAGGACCGAGAGGAGACAAGGGAGACAAGGGAGGGCCUGGGCCAAAGGGUAUGCCAGGGCCACCUGGAAGGACUGGACAAACAGGAAUGACCGGAUUAACAGGACCGAGAGGAGCCAAGGGAGACAAGGGAGGGCCUGGGCCAAAGGGUAUGCCAGGGCCACCUGGAAGAACUGGAAAAAGAGGAAUGACCGGAUUAACAGGACCGAGAGGAGACAAGGGAGACAAGGGAGGACUUGGGACAAAAGGCAUGCCGGGACCAUCUGGAAGGCCUGGAGAAUCGAUAUCUACUCCACAACUGAUUAUAUCACCUACAGAUCAGACUAAAGAUGAAGGAUCAAAUUCGGUGAUUUAUUGCACGGUCAGAGGAAAUCCUACUCCUGGUGUCGAAUGGCGAUUCAAGAGCAGGAAGCUUUAUUCGGGUGCAAAAUAUUUGGUUAAAGAAGGGGAACUGGUCGUGAGGAAUCUAAAUUACGGCGAUGCUGGGCAGUACAUUUGUAUCGCGAGAAAUAUUCUUGGAACGUCUGAGGCGUCUGGUAAUUUGAAGGUUCGAGGUAAAAAGAACAAUAAGCUUUACUAAAUUGAAACUCUUUUGCAAGGCCGCUGAUGAGCCAUCAGAAUUUUAUCUUACCAACGUCAGGGGUAGGCCAUGUUGUUUCAUUGCUUUUAAGGGGGUAUGAAGUCCAGGGUGAUGAUCUUCACUAUAAAAAGUGUGGUGGGUUACAUGAGAGGCUAAGGCUACAAAAGAAUUCUGCCCUGGAGAGAUUCUUAUCUUGUACAUUACUUAUCACCGCCUGUCAGGAAACAAUUAAUGUUAAUGAACUCCUUAUUCUCUCAGUAUCUGGUUUCACUUUCCGGGAGUGUGCGAUGAACGUAAGCAACGGGUGACUCAACGCGGGUGACUCGACGAGGGUGACUCGACGAGGGUAAUUCGACGAGGGUGACUCGACGAGGACCACUCAACGUGUCUCAUGGAGUAAUUCUCGCCAAGUAAUGGUGGCUCAUCGAGUCAUCCUCGGCGAGUCAUCCUGUGUUAUAGAGUAAUCCUCGUAAGGUCAUAAAGUGAAGUCGAGACGUCCUCGUCGAGUCUUGAGGAGCCUUCGCGUGUAUUUAUUUAUUUUUGAGCGUCGGUAGAAAGAUGACUCCAUUCCCAGAAACGGUGAGUGAUCCGAAUUUAACCCUCGUAGGAUAUCCAUCAGAACGUAGCUCAAACCCAGGGGGGGUACUCUGGAUUUCAAGUGACAGGGAUGAUCGAAUGGGGGCAAAAAUCAAAACCCCCCCAAAAUCCCUGGACCAAAACUUAACCCCCCCCCCCCCAUAUCCCCCACUAUCACGAAUCCUCAGAUUGUUUAGAAUAUCCAAAAAAAUCACUACUUAAAUCAAGCUACCGAAAAAAUACUUCCCAAAAUCUUCCUACAAAACAUCUCUAAGUCGAAAAUUUCAAACCCAAAAAAAUCCUCGGAUCAUCUCUUUGACUUGAAAUCCGGAGCACCCCCCCCAUCCGCACCCCGCCCCGGAGCUCAAGCUUUAUUUGUCAAGUCAGCCAGUUAAAUAAGAGAUUUUAGGAAUAUGUGUUACAAUGAAGGUGCUAUCAUUAAAUGAUUUCGUUUUCUUUCUCUCCAACUUCUCUACUCUUAUCAUUUUUCCCUCAGGAACCGAUUAAUGAGCUCGUUUCUUUCUAUACCUUUGUUCUAAUAAUACAGUCUAUCAUUAACUAGCGAGGGAGGGGGGCUUAUUAACUUUAUCCCCCUGAAAAGGGAGGGAAGGCUUAUUAGACGAUUUACGGUAUUUGUUCAUACACCACCCUAAGCUACACCCUGUAUCGAUAAGAAUUUUGACGUUCCGUACUAAACACACUGGAUGAUACCAGAAUCUGCAAUUUACAUACCCAAACAAAACGACCAGUAUCCCCGCCUCCUUGAUAUAGUUCUUUAGCUCAACUUGUCAGACUCGUGCGAGUCGUGAAACUAGUCAGCUGGGCAGGCAUAUAUCGCACCAUUAUUCGUACGAGUUGCACUACUUGAAUGCCAUUUUUACGACUUACACAUGUGGUGUGUACUGGACGCGAGAAAACUCACAUAGAUAUUUCUCUUCAAGUGAGUACCGCCCAUGCUGCGUAGUUUCAAUUGGAAGACCGGUAAAAACUAUAGCUUUUUCAAGCCACAUCAUAUUGAUUCUUCGUCUCUUAGGUCUUCCGAUCUUAACCAAAAAACCCUCAUCACUGGUCUCAAAAAUGGAAUCUGCAACAAUACAAGAAACUUGCCAGGCAGAAGGGUAUCCAGCUCCCAAGUUGACCUGGAUCAGACUUGUUAUGCCUUUACCUGCUGGAAAGACCGAAGUUAAGGAAGGUAAACUAACUAUCAGGAAUUUACGACCAGUGGACAGUGGUUUGUACCAAUGCGUAGCAACAAACAGCUUAGGAACCAAGAAGGCCACUAUGAACUUGGUUGUGCAACGUAGACGAGGUUUGUAUAGCGCACGUUAUGCCUACCUUAUAUAUUAUGGUCAGUAAAAAUGUAAAACAAUUCUACUGAAACAUUACAACUUCACCAUGUUUAGACAGACAAAUUAGACUUAAAUGUCUACGCUUGCAAAACUGAAAUUAACUGAUGUAUUCAAAACACUAAGAUGCCCUUAAAUUUGCUACUGGGUCUCCAGGUGUACAAUUGCAGUUGCUGGUGUGUAGGUGCAGUAUCCGACAGAUGACGUCUUUUUUGACCUGCAGGUGCAGGUGUGCAGUAUAGUUUCCAAUGACGUCAUUUUUGUCUCAUACCCUCAUAUCUGGAGAAACUAAACUCUAACUCUAAAAGGUAUGCAAGAUGGCUUAAAUAGAUUUCUCAAGUUUUUGUGCUAAAACGCUCGUUCGUUUGCUUCAUAGUCGUAUUUCGAGAGAGGAGAACACUACUGAGUAAUAACCCGAUUUUCAAGGUUUUUCUCGUUAUAUACUCAGCACUGUAAACGAGUUAACGCUUACCCCUCACUCUCUUCCCGCGCACCGUUUCUGACGCCUUAAAAUGUGUGUUAUCAUCAAAGUCGAGGUUGUUAUUAAAUCCCGCCCAUCUUUUGUUUUCAGUUCUUGUUUUCUCUGAUAACAAAAAUAAUAUUGAACGGACUAAAACUUUAUUCCCUGGUUCUAGUGUUAAUGAUAAUGAUGAUGUCUUUAUUUUGGUUUCUUUCAUAAGUAUUGCCAUUCUGUUCUUAGUUAUCGCCUUCUCCCAAAUUAACUUAUGCCAAACCAGCAGCAAGCAAGAAAGCCAGAAAAAAUAAAUUCAUCUUGUCGAGCGCUCGCGAUCUGCAAACUUCAAACAUCAUUUUCACCGUUGGUGCAAACAGAUAACCAUGUGGUGCAAAAGUUUGAUGCUAGAAAAAUGUAUCAGAAAAAUAUAUCAUAUUAUAAGUAAUUUUUUUCGCCCUCUUUUUUUGUCUUUUUCUCCCUUUUUACUUUUAAACUUGGCGCGACGGUUAUGCUUACGCAAUUGGUUAAAAUACUAGACCGGAAAUAAAAAGCUGACCGGAUGUUAAAUUUUGUGCUCAUGCGCGGUGCGUUGUUCCGCGGUGUUCACUCUACUACGAGUUUUAGCGCGAAUGUCGAACUGGCGGAAACAAGAUAUCAAAUGUUAGAAGUUUGAUCAUUUUGCGAUCGGAAGAGGGCGUAACCUCCUUCGCUAAAGAUAACAGUGCUAAUUUUUCUAGGGAAAAAUGGUAAAAUGAAGUUCCCGGGUAGUCUAUAUAUUGAGAAUACGUGAAAAAACUCAAAUCUCGUACUCGUAGUUGUUCUCGUCCUCGAAUCUAAAGGUCUCUAUUUAUUCUUUGGGUAACGGGUAACCUUCAUAUUUAAUAUAGACUUUCAGGGUAUCUCUUAGAAUCCUCGGACCUAAGCUUUGUGUGACAGAGUCACUUUUAUAGUUCCUUAAGAGACUUAUACAUCGUUUUAUUAUGUUUUUAGUUACACAGUUGUAGGUUUUUUUUUAUUCUUUUGGCUUAUUUUGCAAUUCUGUAGACGUUAGUAGAUCGGUUUCCGCUUACUGUCUAGAAAGGUCACCAUUCCUAUUGUUUAGUCAAAUUCCCUGUUCAGUUACUAGGUUUAAUCACAUAUUUUUGUAGUUUUACUUACUUAUCUUUUAGAUAUGUUUAGGAUUGGUAUUUUCUUAGGUUUAUUUUUCCUUUGCGUAGUUUUUGCUAUCGUGUUUUAUCGUUUCUCUUUUCAACACCUAUUAUUUGCACGUGACUUGGGCAUUUCUUUUAAUCCCUUCUAAUCAGGAUGUGAUGUAUCUGUUUUAUGCUUUUGACUCGUUUCCUGUCACAUAAGUAUCUGUUUACUUGCGUAUAAAUACGGCUACUUAUGUCUAGUUUCCUCGAGUUGAGUUAGCUCUGCUAAUAUAUAGAUUUAGCCAGGGCUAAAAGUUAAGCUCUCGACAAUAUUUAUAAUUUGUUCAAACGAAAUGUAAAAUCAUGUAAUGCUAAGCGGCGAAGGCAUGCAACGCCGGAAAACGGUGAAAAACAACAAUAGGUCUAAUUAGCAAAAAAGCAACUUUGCAAGUGCAGCACACCUUUUUUGUAGAUUUCUUUGCCGUUGUUUUGCACGACUACAACGUGAAACUUACAGAGACUGUUUCUUAUGGAGGAAAUACCGUACGUGUUAUCGUUCACUUUGUUCACUGCGCUCAUUUUCUCCUUGCAUUGGUGGUAUCUAGCAUUUCUCAUUUUGUCUCCGCCACUCAAAAUUUUCUUGUUGUUCUUCCAACAAAAAAAUGUCUCCUUUGCUUUUUAUCUCUCGCUCUAGAUCUUUGUCGCCCUUUUUCUUGUUGAGUUCGUUGGCCUGUCGCUUUUUCUCUUUUUCUCUGUCUUUAUCUUGCUCGAGAGCAUGACAAUUAAUCUAAGCUUAAUACUUUAGAAAAACACGGAUACAGAAACAAUUUCCGCUUUCCAGUUUCGUCUUUUUGACCCUUUAGCUGCCUCUCCUUUUCAAGACGCGGGUAACUAUGCGAUUUCCCGCCAAAAUAACCUCGAGUUGCAAUUGGGUUGCCACACCUGUUGAUUGAGUUAUUUAACAUUGGUAUGCCUGUGGUACGGACGGACGGUCGGGUGUACGGUCACGUGAUUACCAAAUUUUCUCGGAUGGGUAGAUUACCACAUUUUCUUACCCAUGGUGCUCCGCUGUCUUGACCUGUGGUAAUUUUUGUGUAACAUUUCCUUAUUUCGUUGUUUCAUUCUCGCGCUGUAUUAAUAUAUUUCAUUUUUUAUUAGCUUUUACUUCGUUUUGUCGUUAGUUUUGUUUGUAAUUAGGUUUUCGUUUUUCUUUUGUAUCAAACAUUCAUUUAAGCCCACUCCUUGCAUUCAAAGGAUUCAUGUCGUUGUGCCACUGCUCUUUGGCCUCCGGCCGUUGGAGGCUUUGAACCGCUCGCCCCGCUCGGUUACAUUUGGCAAUGUUUGAGCGUAUCGAUACCAGUUUUUAGUUCCGUGUAAAGGAAUGUGAAACUGCAAUAAGUGAAGAACUCUCGUGGCCAGAAAUAUCAACACCACAAACCAAAUCCACUGAACAAAUGAAGGUUAUUUUAUUUGAUUCAGUGAGGUGCGUGGCUAAAAUUUGCCUGGUAAAAAAGAAUUACAUGUUGCUGCAACCGAAAAUUUGGCAUAAAGCAACAACAAAACUGCGUACAAAGCGAACACUGUACAAUGUGAAACACACUUACAUUGUUACGGCCAAGAAAGACUGCUGCGUUAGCGGACUGCGUAAAACGCCAAGAAACGUAGAAAAGCAUUGAAAAGAACUGCGCUUAACGCAGACCAAAACAAAACUGAACUGCGGUGAAAAAUAUGGUUGCAUCAUGGUUGAAUGUACAGAAAACAAAAGUGACGAAAAGACUCUAAUGAAGAUGAAAAAGAUACAAAGAGAUGCUAACGAAGGCGCGAAAAGUGACACAAACAACUAAACACCUAAACUCAUGUAAAGAAACUGAAAAAACGGAUUGAGUGAACUACAAUUAACUAAGCUUCAUUAAACGUACGGGAUAAAGAAAGGAAUUUUGAAAAAUUGUUACACUUUGAUCUAAAAGAAUGUGACAUGAAAAUUACGUCAUCGCACACUGCACCUCUAAACUUGUUGCACUUACACCUGCAGUCACAACUGUGUACCGGCAAAUUACAGCCUCCUUAUGUCCCUUGUUUCUUUAGUUCUCAUUAAGUAAACUUAGAAGGUUUGUAACAGAGCAUGUUAUCUACCACAAGAAGAUGCGGCAAUGCUGAAUCAGCAUACAUCCAUCUUGCAAAGUACGUAUGUACCAGAGACUGUCAACAAUAUGAGGAAGCAUAAAAUUAGUCCAAUAAAGGCCACAAAGAUUUGUUCGUGCAACGACGAUCUGUUUUGUAAAGCAAGGAUAUCGAUUGGUGCUCCUUCACUCCCAGUGAGCAGAUUCAACAGACCUUGGCAAAGUAAUUUAGACAACGUACAAAAAAUGGUUCCUUAAGGCUGAAAACCUGAGUCUCUCUACCCUUUCUUUCGCUCAGCUAUCGAAAAAGCAACAACACCAACAAACAAACAAACAUUAGGAAUAGUUGGGCACGUGACUAAAUAAUUGUUUUUCCUCCUAGCUAACUGUGACUGCUGGCGCAGCCGGUCCAGAAGUCCUAGCAGAGUCUGGGGAUACUCUAAUGAUCCCAGUGACAGUGGAAACGUUGACGCCAUCGAUUUCCAAACAAAUCGUGACGUCAUUUUGUCAGGUUACCGUCUGUGGGGAGUCAAGAGCGGUUCAACUAGUUUCCAGGUGACCAUUCGCUUGUACCGUGGAAGCAACUUGAUCGCAGAAAAGACUGGGUCCUAUGCUACCAGUUCCAGUGUCAAGACAUUUGAGGUGCAUUUUUCCCAAGUGAUUUCGAUCCGCACUGGUGUCACAUACACUGCAACAGCUAGAAUAGUUACAAGUGCUUUAUCUUUUGCUCACACGGAUGGCGUGGCAAGUGCCUCGUGUUCUGGGGUCACAGUAAACUUCAAGUCUAAAUCCUCAAAAAGCUCAAACGGUUCUUGGCAGUCGGAAGGUCAAAUACCAGUUUUAAUUUUUCGUUUCUCUCAAUGCUAAAAAGCGGAAUAGUUAUGCCAUAAAAGAAGGGAGGAAUUCUUAAAUUUUGUAAAGCAGUGGGGAAUAAUGACUGUGAAAACGAUGAUAAUAUAGUGGCCUUGCAAUACUGUCCUCAUAUUUGACAACUUAACGCAAGUUGAUUUAGGCUAUGUUCACAAUAUACCGGAUGGCUUUUUGUGCCAACACCAAAGGCUAUCCGGUAUAGUAUGAACAGCAAUGACACAGAACUGGAACAAGUCCUUCACACACAUUGAACCUCAAGCUCGUGCUGGAGCGGUUGGCCGAGAGGGUUGUUGUGAACUAAAUCCCAGUCUUUACUCUAUUUACUUCCGUCUCAGUGGGUUGCAGCCCUCGUUCCUACUUAUUCACUUCGGCUAUUGUUUGGAUACUUGUUCACACUGCACCUUUGUGUGGCACAGAACCUAUACGAUAUGAAACGCUCCAUUUUCGAGAUAGGCGCGGCGCAACUUCUGUCCGUUACAGAAAUCGCGCCGACAGUAAUGUUCUAGGUGUGAAAAGAAACCCUAUCCAGUGCAAGAGCUAUCUUGUAUAGUGUGAACAUAUUCUUCAGAAGUAACCGACUCGCGAUCACAGCCGGUUUUAGCUGUGAUGGGUUACUUGAUCUACGAUGUAAAACAUUGACGGAUUUGGCGCAUUUAAAAAUUGGUACUUUUUUGAUGAACAAAUUUUUGUAAUAAACUAAAAUGGCCUCCUUGUUCUGUCUACUCCAGGCCCCAGUUGUUUAGCCUGCGUAGAAGGCGAAAUGGGUAGGGGCCGGAUUGGAGUGAAGAAAAAAAGGGAGGUGGGUUGGGAAGAGAGGGUAGAGAGUCCCUUUUCCCCUUUGCGAUUGUCUCCCUCUCCGCCUCCCCCUCCCCUUUUUGAGCCUGCUUUACAGGCUACAGUUGUUCAAUAUUCAAAAGACGGGAAUUGCUAUCCUACCAAUAAAUUAAAAAAAGGCCUAUAGAUUCCAGGACGAGGACGAAUAUGACGACGAGAUUUGAUUUUGUACGUUUACAGGCCCCCUGGAAACCUGCAUUUAACCUUAUUUCACCUUAUCACGGUUAUUUUUAUUGAAGGAGCUUAAGCGUUCUCCUGAUUGCAGAGUGACCUCGAAAAUUAGCCUUGAUAUCUCAGACUUAGAUGACACCACCCUAACAAGGACAAAUUCGUUUAUUCCAAACGGUAGAAAUCCACAAUUCUUUAGAUUUUGCAAUUCCGGGUAAUCCGUCAUAGCAAGGAAAGAUAGAAAUUCAGUGUUUUCAAUGUUACGCUUGACUAUAGACAGAGGGAUUGGGCGGGUGUGCAAUUUAAUUAACAGUAGACUGUUCACAGUCCUCUAUUUUUCCGUAAGAUCGUCGAGAUCGAACGCUUUGCGUUACGGGCUACCAUCUUGCAUGAGUGUCAAAACUCCCCCUAAAGCUAUAUAUAACCCCCCGACGCCCGCUCCCUCGGUACAUUUGAAAAUCAAGAUGGCCGCCAUUGACUAUAAGAAGCACUAUAUCUCGACGAUCUCACGAAAAACUGGAGGACUGUGAACAGUCUAAAUUAACAGAAACUCAGGCCCCGAAACUACACUUAACUAAUGUUCUUGUAUUUAAUUAGUUAACCUGUUAUGUCUUCUUGGUUUGCAACAGGCAAACAACGUUAAUCUACAACCCCUUGUUAGCUUAAUAAGUGCAGGAUUUUGGCUGUUUGAUUAACGCUGCAGUCAAAUCCCAGUCAGAAAGUUAGGCGAUGGCCUUUUAGCUUCUUUUGUUAAUUUGUUUUCAAAAUUAAAUUGUAAAUUGUAAACUGAAGGCGUAAAAGUAAUUGAAAGGGGACAAAAAUUAAAAUUGUGCUUUCUGCAUUUGAGUCCAAAUUGCAAGAAAUUUGGACGGGGUAUUCUGAAGCGUGGUUAAGACUCUAACAACACAGUAGUGCAGAAGUUAUUAAUAUGUUUUAAAUAAUUCCAGCGGGAAAGGGGAAGGUUUUAGGCUAACCACAUAGAUAAAUGAAAAGUUGGAGGUCAACAUUUGGAGGAGUACACCUCUUUAAUUACAGUUACGAUACAUGAUUGUUCUCCGUUUAAGUCACCCUUUCCUUGUGGUAGCAAUCCGGUAUCACAGUGAUAUGGGCAACCCCGCGUUUUGGGCAUCCCCAUUCCCAAAAUCCUAGUAAUAUGGGCAUCCCCUUCUCAUAUUACUUCAGCGAUUUAGGUUAGGGUCAUGGUUACAGGGGAUGCCCAUAUCACUAGGGUUUUGGGAAUGGGGAUGCCCAAAACGCGUGGAUGCUCAUAUCACUUUGACAUCGGCACUUUAAAAACCAGAAGGAAACUGGGUCGAGUUAACUUUCCAAAGACUUCUGGGACGGUUACUUGGGAAAGAGAAAAAUAUUGACCAACAGAGAACUUAAGCAAAGGCGUUUUUGAGCAACACACGUCAACCGGAAGUGGACUUUUAACAUUCCUGAGCAGUAGUCUUGUCCAGAUUUUCAGUUAAAUCGUCUCUACGAGUAUAAAGAAACUAAGUAAUCCAAAUUUUAUAGCGUCAAGGCAUAGUCCUCACUUACGGUUGGCGUGCAAAACGCCUGCUAAAGCUCCCUAAAAACUGCCCCGUGCGUCCCCAGUAGCAAUCCCAGAAACAAUUGCGGGACAAUUUCGGCACCAGUUUGCUUCUCGUUUCUAAAUCGGCGAAAGCGUGACAACACAUGUAACGCAAGGUUGACUAUUACCAGAAUGUGGUGAAACUAUUUAUACUAUCCAUAGUAUUUUCUAAGUUGUAAUUGAUUCUCACGCUGUCACGUUUCUGUUAUACCAAACAUUCACAUUCUUUGUCCUCUUGUGAAUUAAUUCUCACUGUUUUGUUAAAAUUAAAUCACAGUAAUCAACUGCCUUAUCUAUGUCCGCUUUAAUUUAGCAAUAUACUGACGUUAGUUCGGAGUCAUUUUCUUGUUAAACACUCUUGUUGAAAGCAUUUAGCCAAUCUCAGCAAACCUCUUCCUGUAUUCCCCAUCCAGUUGCCUGCGGGGAGCAGACACUUUUUUCGGCUCUUGCUUUACCCGCCGAGAAAAUAGUAGCCUGCGUAACAGGCGUCGAAAGGGGUAGGGAUAGGGAGAAAGGGAAAAAGAGAGAGGGAUUGGGGAGAGAGGGUAAGCUCCCUUUCCUUUUCCUCUCUUUCGCGCUUUUCUCCCUUCCCCCUCCCCCUCCCGUUUUUGCGCCUGCCACGCUGGCUAAGAAAAUAGCUAUUUGUGCUCCCCCCAGGUUACCAUUUCUGAUACUAUAAAGGAAAUGGAUACAAACAUUCGGCGCAACGAUUUCUCGGAUCUUUUAGGGAACUCAAAAGUUACCUUUGAUUUCUUGAAUACCGUCGACCAAUCUUAACUACCGCUUGUCCACCAAGAAAACCCAAAAAUCACUGCGCCAAAAAUUACUGCGCCAAAAGCUAGUACCCAUUCUUCCUAGAGUUUCUGAAGUAGGGAAUUGGUUCUGCGAGUAGAAUGAAUUAUUUUUCUCUGAAAUUGGGAAAGUUUUCAUAAAGGUUGCCGCACUGAUACCACAUACAUUUUUCAAGAGUAAUCCUUCUGGUCAGUCAACAGUCCUUACGCAAACUAUACCACCAAGCCUCGUUUGUAAACGAUAUUCUUUCUGUUGACACUUUCUGUGCAUGUAUAUUCUUUUCGACCCCAGUAUUUAUGUGAACCGUCGCAAACUUGCACUGAAUUUCAGAACUAGCCUUGGUUGUGUGAAAUUUGCUGGUCUGCGUAAACAUACACAAGGGCUAUUUUUUAUUGACCUUGUGGAAUACUAAGCGCAAGUGUUACAAAAGGUUAUGAAGGACGAAUAAGAAUGUGUUUGUUUCCUUUCAAACGACAAUAAAAAAUAACUCAACGAGGGAGAUUGUGAAAAAUAAAAGCAACUGGCAGAAUACACCGAGAAUAAUUCCAUGGGCAUCUUGAUAUGACACUAGAACCAGGCGCAGGACUUCAGGAAAUCCUUGAAUUGAGGAAUUGUAAAAUGCUUCCUUGUGUAACAAAGAUAUCCAAAUAAUUUACACCUCUGUUUAUCCAGGCUGGAAUUUACAGGAUCAAAUUAUUCUGUCAAUUUUCCUUUGCCUUUCGUCUUCCUGUGUGUCUGAGGUCUUUGAGAGCAAACGAUCGUGAAGUUGCACUGCAUGAAAAUGGCUUCGGUUAACUCUUCGAAGUCACAUCGACUCCUUGAUUUUCUCCCUUCAAUUAGGCCAUCUUUUCUUUCGGUGGUGCUACUUUUUGCUUGUGGAUGUCUCUGGAUGAAGAAUGAAACAACCAACGGGCGACUCACCGCGCUGGAAACGCGUAUCAACAUGUUCCCACUGGAAGUUAUUGUUAAGAAUGGCCGUUCAACGGAAAACAGUGUUAAAAGAACGACGCUAAAGCCACAAGAAGAAUCUGCGCGACAUCUCUUAAGAAAAAUUCGAAGAGAAAUGAAGUUCGACGAUACUUCAGGUUAGGAUCAAGACAGUACAAAAACAUUUACAGUCCCUCAAUUUUUUAAGGUCAGCUUAUUGGUGAGGGGCGGGGGGGGGGGGCGAAUAUUUUCCUUAUUUUGUGAAAUUUUGUGCUUGCUGUAACCAGAAAUUUCGUACAUGUUCUUUUAUGAUGUGACUGUUGAGAACAGUUUUUCAGACUGAGGGGGGAAGGGCAAGUCAUAAUAACAUUACUCCGACGUAGGUUCACCUUAACUAAACGUGAGACUCGAAGGACCCAAAAACUUUUGGUUCAUUUUUGUUUAAUAUAGAUACCUUCCACUACUCUACCUAAAUAAUACGUCGACUAGUGAUAGCUCGAACAUUCAAGGGAAAUCGAAAAAAGUUCGAGUUAUCGGGAGCUGGAAGAAAGUAGCCGGAAGUAAGGUAAAAACAGUUGUACUGUACAGUGAACAUUUUAAUCACAUUUUAUAUAUGUUAAGUGAAAAUUGAAAGAUUUUUUUAGGCUAUACAUAAAUUAGAGCGUGACGUAACCAAACAUAGCCUAAAUAGAGCAUGCGUUCUACUGAUUUGAGAAGAAAAGCUGAUUCACGUUAGAUUUAUGACAAAGAGCAUCAGCCUCCACUAGUAAACUGUAUGUCUACAACACGUCAAUGGGACUUCAAAAUUCAAUGUUUCGGAAGCCAGUACUCUGUUUUUUUCUACUUUUUAAGCGCUCAGAGUUAUCGAGGGUAAAAUUAUAUAGAAAUGAUCUGAGGGGAAACAAAAUUCGAGUUAACGAGAGAUUCGAGUUAUCGAAGGUUCGGGUUACCGAGGGAAAAUUACAGUAAAUGAAUGAAGGAAAUCCAGGGGAAAUCGAUUUGGCUUCGAGUUAGCGCGUGGUUAGAGUUACCGAGGGUUCGAGUUAUCGGGAGUCAACGUACCGUUAAGUACUUCCAUUCUAUGAUACAAUGUUUUACUUUUGCCGUUGUAAAGGGAAGGCCGCAACGGAAAUUAAAUUCAAGUGAUUGCACCUUUAAAAGCCUUGGGCCAAUCGUUUCAAGAUGAAAAUAACUGAUCAUGUGAUGAUAAAGGAAAAAAGAGUGCAUGUUAAUUUUUAUAGUUUUAAUUUCCGCAUACUUUGAACUAGAAAUGUGGAAGUUACAAAAAGAGUCUGUGAAUGCGGAAUUAAAUUCCAUGUAGAGAAAGUCCUAUCCCACACGGUAGUUGAAAGCUGAUACAAUCGCAGUCACACUGACAGUCACAGAUAUAUAUUGUGUAAAUAUAAUAAAAAAUCAGUUUUAGUAGCGAGCUGUAUAGCAGGCUUUAUCUUGGCUAAGCAGGACCUCGAAAGGGCAGUAAAAUGCUUUUGAUACCGUGGCUUGGUCUUAAAAUGUUUUAAUUGUACUUUAAGAAAACCGAGAAACCUCAAAGGGCUAAACAAUGAAACAGCACGAAGAAUGGCAACUCAAAACAAGCUACGCUUAAACUUAGCAGCUGUGUUUUUCCUAAAAUAAAUUUCCGCUUUAAAAUCCGUAAAAAUUCAUUCAACAAAAUGCGAAACAAAUCACCACAAACAUUAUUUUUCCUACGGAAGCCUCGUCAAUUUUUGCAUCCGGGGACUUUUAUGUAAAACUGUCAAUCAUGAACAUUAAUAGCCUGCGUGACAGACGUUUGACAAGGAAAGGAAAGUGGGUUUUGGGCACGAGAGAAUGCCACGCAGGCUAGAACAUUAAGUGCGAACUUAACUUCUCGUGUUAUUUUGCACUCUAGUUAAAUGGGAAAUAAAAAUUAUAUAUACCCUGAAAAAGCUGUUUUCAAAACAAUUCCCACUGAAACGAACCUUCUAAAGCUAGCAUAUCAGUAAUCAAAGUAACAGAGUCAAGAUGAGCAAAUAAACAUUAAAGGGGUUCUUACAUGAGAACUUCAAUGCACAAUAUCAAAUACGUUUCAGUCCUAAAAUUGAUUUUCCCUUGGGCUUAGAUGAGUCUGGAGCAUCAAGAACAAGCGCAAAGUCAAGAAACCGGAGACAGGUUUCGAACUUGACUUCAGCAACCAUCAGUAUGCAUGACGUGCGUCAAGAAAUCACCAAACAGUUUGCACAACUUAUGCCCUCCAAGUACUGUAAGUCACGAGAGAGGGUAUGCCCUGCAGGUCCCCCCGGACUUCCUGGUCCCAUUGGUGCACAAGGACCACGUGGCAGGAGGGGAUCUAGGGGAAAGAAAGGUAACCCAGGUAGCUUUGGACCACCUGGAAAAUCAGGAAUGGCUGGAAUUCCAGGAUCUAGGGGAGAAAAGGGUGACAAAGGCGAACCAGGAAUUCCAGGACCACCUGGGAGGCCUGGAGAAUCGAUAUCUGCUCCACAAAUAACGGUAUCACCUGCAAAUCACUCGAGAGAUGAAGGAAGAAAUACUACGAUUUAUUGUGCGGUUGGCGGAAACCCUACUCCUACUGUCGAAUGGCGAUUCAAGGGCAGAAAGCUUCUGUCGGGAGAAAAGUAUUUGGUUAUAAAAGCAGAGCUGAUCAUCAGGAAUCUGAAUUACAGCGAUGCUGGGCAGUACAAAUGUGCAGCAAGAAACAUUCUUGGAUCGUCUGAGGCGUCUGGUGAUUUAAAGGUUCGAGGUAAAAAGAUCAAUAAGCUUUACUAAAUUGAAAACCCUUUUGCAAGGCCGCUGAUGAGCCAUCAGAAUUAUAUCUUACCAACGUCAGGGGUGGGCCAUGUUUCCUGUCUGAUUACUUAUCUUAUUAAACGUGUUUUCCAUAGGAUUCUGUUACGUUGCUACCGAGGGGGCAUGAAGUCCAGGAGGGCGACUGUCACUAGAAAAACGGCGAUGGUGUGUUACAUUGGAGGCUUAGGCUACAAAAGAAUUCUGACUAGGAGGUCUUCUAAUCUUGUUCAAUACUUAUCACCGUUUGCCAGGAAACAAUCAAAGAACCCCCUCUUCUCUCAGUAUCCAGUUUCACUUUCCAAGGGUGCUAGAAUUAAACCCUCGCAACUCUCGCCGGAGAUCCAUCAGAACGUAGCUCAAGCUUUAUUUGUCAAGCCAGCCAGUGAAGAUGCUGUCAUUGAAUGAUUUUUUCCCUCCCGCUUCUCUACUCUCAUUAUUUUUCCUCAGGAACCGAUUUAUCGCUCCUUGCUUUCUACGCCUUUGAUUAAUACAAUCCAUAAUUUAUUAGUGAACAAUAAUAAGGGGGAGGGGCUACACCCUGUACAGAUAAAAAUUUUGACGUUCCGAACUAAACACACUGGAUGAUACCAGAAUCUGCAAUUUACAUACCCAACCAAAACGACGAGUAUCCCCGCCCCUUUGAUAUGCUUCUUUAGUUCAACUUGUUGGACUCGUGCGAGUAGUGAAACUAGUUAGCUGGCGUAUAUCGCACCAUUAUUCGUACGAGUUGCACCACUUGAAUAUCAUUUUUACGACUUACACAUGUGGUGUGUACUGGACGGGAGAAAACUCCCAUAGAUAUUUCUCUUCAAGUGUGUGCCCAUUCUGAGUAGUUUCAAUUGGAAGACUGGUAAAAACUAUAGCUUUUUCAAGCCACAUCAUAUUGAUUCUUCGUUUCUUAGGUCUUCCAAUCUUUACCAAAAAACCCUCAUCACUGGUCUUAAAAAUGGAAUCUGCUACAAUACAAGAAACUUGCCAGGCAGAAGGGUAUCCACCUCCCAAGUUGACCUGGGUCAGACUUGUUUCUCCUUUACCCGUUGGAAAGACCAACGUAAGGGGAGGUAGAUUCACCAUUAGGAAUUUAAGACCAGUGGACAGCGGUUUGUACCAAUGCGUAGCAACGAACAGCAUGGGAUCAAAAAAGGCCACCAUGAACUUGUUUGUGCAAAAAUCACCAGGUUUGUAUAUAGCACGUUACGCCGACCUCAUAUAUCAUGAUAAAACAUUUUACUGAAAGAUUAGCACUUCACCAUGUUUAGACAGACAAAUUAGACUUAAAUGUCUACGUUUGCAAAACUGAAAUUAACUGAUGUCUUCAAAAUACUAGGAUGCCCCUAAAUUUGCUACUGUGUCUCCAAGUGUACAACGACAGUUGCAGGUGUGCAGGUGCAGUAUCCGAUGACGUCAUUUUUUGACCUGCAGGUGCAGGUGUACGGUAUAGUCUCCAAUGAUGUCAUUUUUGUCUCACACCUUCAUACCUAGAAGAACUAAACUCUAACUCUAAAAGGUAAGCAAGUUUUUUUUGUGCUAAAUAACUCGGCCGUUUGGUUUAUACAGUCAUAUCUAAUGACCUUGGUAGUACUGACCUUAGGCUUAGUAAUGACCCGAUUUUCAAGGUUUUUUUCGUUAUUUCCCCACCAUUGCAAACGAUUUAACGCUUUAAUACCCCUCUCUUUCUCCCCACGCACCGUUUCUGAUGCCCCGAGAUGUGUGUUAUUACACAGCUUUAGAUUCGAGGACGAGGACGACUACGAGGACGACAUUUAAUUUCAAGUUUUCUCUCCUUUUCUCUAAAAUAGACACCCUGGAAAGCGUCACGGUACUUUUUUUUCACCACAAAAGUUAGUUAGUUCUCUUAUUUCUAUUGAAGGUGUUAACUUGGUGGCCAUCUCCCGAUCGCUAAGUGAUAAAAUUCCUGACAUUUGAUUACUUGUUUUCGCCACUAAGGCAUUCUCGCUAAAAGCUCUUUAGAACGACGAUGGCUAUCACAUUUUCCCGCUAAAAUGACGUUAGUUCGCAUGCGCGCACUACUCAGUAUUGGGGAAAUCUCGUUCUUAUCGUCUGAUCCUCGUCUUAGAAUCUAAAGCUCAUAUUUGAUAUUGUCAUCCAGAGUAUCUCAUAAAAUCCUCGGACCUAAGCUUUCGCAAUGUUUGAGGAGGGUACAUGGGGGUUUACGGUAUUGCGGUAUUGGUCUUUUUUUCAUGCGUUAUUUCGGUAAUUUUAAUUUUCACGUGCGGUAUGCGGUUCAGUUUUUUAUCAUUUUGGCUGACGGUAUUCGGUGAAAUAAGAUUGUUCACGGUAUUACGGUACCGUUUAUUUGCGCUCUUCUUUCGAUGCAAUGCGCAAAACAAAACACAGUAGGACAUAAAGGUCAAUAAAAGUUAAUAUUUAGAAGUCUUGAGACAUAACGGUAAAUGAUUACACCAUUUGUGGGUCAUUUUGUGUCAGUUAAUGGUCGAUAAUAUACAAUGUGAUUGUUGUUGCAUCCAAUGAUAAUGAGUCGUGUCAAGUUACCUUACCGGGCUUUUCGAUCUGUGUACCUUUGCGGGUAAUUCGAGGUCUUACACGUUUUGUGACAAUGGCCGAGGUCGCUGAGGUUGAAGACGGCGUGGUCAUCAUUGCCUGUGUGGCAAUCGUUUAUGAAGAGGGCAAAGGAGGCGAACAUUAUCACAACAAGAAUAAGUUUAGAUGUCGGGUUUCGAGAAUUGAAAAACGCCUUGUAAAGUUAAAAGAGAAAAUUUGGUAAGUUUGCCUCUUACCGGCGCGGCGUGUGAGACAGUCGAGAUAGUUAACCCCUGAGCACAGGUAGCCCAAGCUCAUUACAUGAACGCGGACAUGACUCUUGCUUGCGAGCGGUGUUGUGUUAAAUACGGUUGUUUGCAAAGGCUUGUAUGAGAUGUAAACGGUUUUCCUUAAAAGAGAGAAAUAAUGUUAUGUUUUUAAAUAAAAUCGACGUACCUUAUUACCUUGUUAUAUUCUUUGUUGUUUGCCCGCGUCUCAGGCCGUUUUGAAGCGUUUUCGGCGAGUUUGGGCUAUUUUGGUGUUCCACUGCUAAGAGAAAGGCAAGGCAGAGCAGUGACUGACGGAGUGUGCAUGUCCGUCGUUCGAGGCGAAUAAUUCCGCUGGAAAAUUACCCCCGGCCUCAAUUCCUCCAGAAAUUCAAAGCAGAGAUGUUGCAGUUCCAUGUCCAUUCACUCGAUUCGCAAUUCCUCCCACAGUUAGUUCACUAGCGAUGCUUUUAUCUCUUGCUCGACCGGCUUCCGAAUUUCCAACUAGGCUCGUCCAAACUGCCGUGGACCCGUUUACCGAUUGCAUAGUAUGUCAGGUAACUAAAAUAAGCCCGGCGAGGGUAGCCAGCGGCCUGCAGUCGACAAUCAAACAAGGGCUUAUUUAGAAAAAAAAAAUCAUGAUCAUUCAAAGAGCUCCCUUACCUUUAGUUCAUAGCCACUCUUUGUCCUACGGCCGGUUAAACGCCGUUUAGUCGACUUUCUUUACAUCGAGUACUGAACACUUCAGUACUCGAUGGAAAGAAAGUCGACUUGCGGCGUUUAACCGGCUGUAGGACACAGAGUGGCUAUGAACUAAAGGUAAGGGAGCUUUUUGAAUGAUCAUGAUUUUUUUUUCUUAGCCUCGUAGAUUCGAAUACAUGUGAUAAAAUUCAAACAAUAAGUGCCCGAAUCACAUGUCAUAAUGCAAGAAAUAUCGACCUUCAUUAUCUUAAAGGCUACUAGUCUUUUUCAUUUAUUUGGCAUCAGAUAAUACACUAACAAUUUUAGUAUAUUCCGACCAAAUUACCUCUGAAGCCCGAACUCACACAUAGUGCGCUUGGGCUGCCUGUGAUUAAACGCGCAAGAUAGAAGCAACCAUAACUAUGCGGUAUCGGUAUUUAGACGAUUUUCGACGCGGUAUUUCCGUAUUUGCCAUUUUUUCUUACGGUAUUGCGGUAUUGGGUACCCCCCAUGUCCCUCUCUUUGAGCGUAUCGGUACCGGUUUUUUUAAGUUAAAUUUUUGCAUACGUCCGUCUGAAGGAAUGUGAAACUGCAAGAAGUUUAGAACUCUCGUGGCCAGAAAAUACCAACAGUACAAAACCAAGUCCACUAAACAAAUAAAGAUUUAUUUGAUAAGUCAAUCUUUAUUUAAACACGGUAAAAUCCAUCAGGAAUUUAAAAAAUUAAAAAUAACCUAACUAUCCUAAACAAAAUUCAAAACCUGACUACAACUAAUCUAACUAAAACCUGUUUUUCAUGAAUGCCGUGUAUAACAUUAAAAAUGAACAUUAACUAAUCUUUUAAAUUGACUAAGAGAUUCGGCUUCUCUCACAUGACAGGGUAGGCUGUUCCAGAGAACUGCUCCGCUAUAAGUAAAGCUGUUUUUCAUGAAAUUAGUUCGUGGAAAUGGGACAAAUAGUUUGUUAACAGAGUCCCUCAGGGAGUAACGCGUUUCAUUUCGUUUAACAAACUUAGAUGAUAAAUAUUCAGGAACAAGGCCAUUUAAAGACUUGUAUACCAUUAUGGAUUUCUGUAUUUGAAAUUGAGUGCUCAAGUCUUUCCAAUCGAGUUGUCUAAUCAAACGGUUAGCAUCAGCAUCAUAGCUAGAGAAGGUUAAAACGCGAGCGGCACGGUUCUGAAGCUUCUGUAGCCUGUCAAAUAAUGUUUUACCACAAUUACCCCAGACAAGAUUGCAAUAAUCGAAAUGAGAUUGAAUUAGUGAGUUGUAUAUAUAGUGAAGGGUAGGUGGAGGGACAAAAGGUCUAAUUCUUUUUAUUGCUCCAAUUCCGGAAGCGACCUUUUUAGAUAAUUUAUCAAUGUGUGUUUGCCACCGUAGAUUUUCAUCAAUAAAUAUUCCAAGCGAUUUGACAGAGGAAACGUGUUCUAUCGGAACAUUAUUAAUCGAGAGCUCAAGUGGGUUCGACAAAGUACUCAAUUUUUGUCUGGAGCCAAUUAGCAUGAAUUCAGUUUUAGAAGUGUUCAAAGUAAGUUUAUUGGAAAUAAGCCAUUUGUUUAGGUUAUCUAAAUCGUGACUCAGAGUUAACUGUAUUGAAUUCACAUCAACGCCAGCAUAAGUAAUGUGGGUGUCAUCGGCAUACAUUCUAGGCUGGCACGAAGUAAGGCAGUUUGGCAAGUCAUUAAUAUAAAUAAGAAAUAAAAGGGGGCCAAGGAUUGUUCCUUGCGGUACCCCACAUUUAAGAGAGCAGAUUCUAGAAAGAGAACCGUUAACAAGACAUCGUUGUGUACGAUUGGUUAAAUACGACCUAAACCAAUCAAGAGCUGUACCUUGUAUUCCGUAAAGGUUCAUUUUAGCUAGAAGGAUAUCGUGGUCAACGGUGUCGAAAGCCUUUUUUAAAUCGAGGAAAACCACAGCAUUAACAUUGCCACGAUCAAUAUUAAAGGCCCAAUUAUCCGUAGCUUCCAGAAGGGCAGUUGCAGUUGAGUGUAACGAGCGAAAACCCGAUUGAUGAUUAGAAAUGAUAUCUUCAUUGGUCAAAAAGUUAUACAACUGAUCAUAAACAAUCCUUUCAAACACUUUAGCUAUAACGGAAAUGACUGAAAUAGGUCGAUAAUUAUUCAGAUCAGAUGGCUCACCUUCCUUGAACAACGGAGUAACUCUAGCACAUUUCCAAUCAUCAGGAAAUAUACCAGAGACUAAAGAUUUAUUAAAGAGAUCACAUAGUGAAACUGAAAUAAGAUCAGCACAUUCACGUACAAUUUUAGCAGAAAUAUUAUCAAGACCAGUUGCUUUAGAUCUACAUAAUUUGUUUAGAUGUGAGAAAACAAUGCUGCAGUUAGUCGAGGAGAAGCUGAAAUUGUUGUUAUUUACCUUUAUAUUAUUGAUAUAACUUGAAUUAUUUUCAGCAGUUAGAGGUAUUUCAUUAGCAAGUCUGGGCCCAAUUGUUGAAAAAUGGUCAUUAAAAGCAUCAGAAAGCUCACUAGAAUUAGAGAUAAUGGUAUCAUUCAAUUUCAGUUCUUUCACCGUUGUAUUAUUCACACGACGGGAUGUAAGCUCAUUAAAGGUUUGCCACGUUUUUCGAGGAUUACCCUUAGAUUGAAUAAAUACAUUAGAAUAAUAAGAUGCUUUAGAAAUUUUGAUGUCAUUGUUUAUUAUAUUUCGCAACUUUUUGUACCUUUUCCAAUCGUGUGGAUCAUUCGAUGUAAUUGCUUUUCUUUUGGCAGCAUCACGAUCACGCAUGCCUUUCUUUAAUUCUGAAUUGAUCCAGGGUGCUUUAUUUGUUCUAGUACGUCUAGUUCGAAGUGGCGCAUGAAUAUUAACAAUAUCCAAAAACUUCGUUUUCCAGUCAGUCCACAAAACAUUUGGAUCUUCAGAAACAUUACAGGACCAGUCUUGCAGAGCGAUAUCGUUACGAAAACUCUCUAUUAAAAUUUUGGAAAUUUCUAUAAGAAAUGGUUGAGUGCCCUUUUGAAGGAAAAGUGAGAGAUAAUUUCCUAUAAACGUAAAUAAGGCUAUGAUCGCUGAUACCAAUAUGAGAGACUCCGGAACAGACUACCCUGUCAGUAUAGUUUGUAUAAAUUAAAUCAAUUAAUGUUGAAGAGGAUUCCGUUAUGCGAGUAGGUUCAGUUAUAAGCUGUUGAAGCCCAAAUAAAUCAGAAAUUUCACAUAAGCGUCGAGUAUUUAAAUCAUAUUGUGCAGAGGCCAGGUUACAGUUUAAAUCACCUAGCAGAUAAUAUUCUAGGCCGAGGGAAUCUAAUUUCUCAAGAAAUGAUUCGUAAUGUAAAAAUAAAUCAAUUGAGGAGCAAGGAGGUCUGUACCAAGUGGCUAUCAGAAAUGGCCCGGAGUUUGGUUUCCGAAUCUCUAUACAUAAAUUUUCAAGACUGGGUGCAUUCAAAUCAGAGCGAACUUCAAAAUUAAUCGAGGUUUUUAUAUAAAAACCUACUCCUCCUCCUUGUCUGUUUCUAUCACGACGAAUAAAUUCAUAGCCUGGUAUUUGGACCUCACAACUAUUGAUAGAGUCAUCAAGUUUAGUUUCAUUAAUUGAGAGAAUAUCAAUGGAGCGAUCGGCAAGGAGAAUUCUUAGUUCAUCAAUAUGCUUUGUAAGACUAUUAAUGUUUAAACCUGCAAUUUUAAAACCACGACCAGAAGGAAGAAAAUCAGAGAGAAUUGUACUUUCAAAUGAAUCAACGUUUUGAUUAGGAAUACCUGAUGAUACGUCACUCGGUUGAGAAGCUAGCGUGGGCGUCUCCUGUUGCGAGCUGGAGAGGGAAGGUUUCCCAGUUCCAUCAGAAGCUUUACCAGUUGUUGGAUAGCUGAGGACUGAAAACCCUUAAGAGACUGAUUAUACUUGCCAGAACCAGAUCUUAAAAACUUAAUAAAUUGCACGGCCAGCAAUGACGAACCUUUGGCAUUCAGAUGAAGUCUACUACCAUUUAAUGCUGAGGCGUCAAUAACCGAAUUAUCAAUAUAAGUAAAGUUAUCAUCUACUGCUGUGAGCUUGACCCUCUCAUUAACUUCAAUGCGUUUAGCAUCGACGUUGAUAUCUUCUCUGUAGACUAUACCCGAGAGACCAAUGCUUGAAUUAGGAAACUUGCUCUUCACCUUCAAUACAAGGCUCUUGAUAUCGGCGACACAUGAAUCGGCAGACUCUGAUGGAAGAUUGUUGGUGCCAGUAUGGAUGAUGACGUGAGAAGGAUCCGCGGAUGCAACAGCGAUGUUGUCAACAGCUUCAGCUAUUUCAGCGGUGGUUUUCCCGGGAUAUGAGAAUUUAUGUACAUGUCUUUGCGAAAGCUUUUUUGGAUCAAUGUGUUUUAUCAUUGAGUCACCAAUAAGCACUAUGGGUCUUGUCUUUCCGACUUCACCGCUUUUGGAGUUAUUUGCACUAACUCGAGAGGUAUUUGCGUGCGCUCCAGACUGAUGCAGUGGGAUCUCAGAGGAUACUUGACUCGAAGGAGAAGAGACAAGUAAGGCCUGAUAGCGGUUAUGACUAGUUGGAAUUGAAUCAAAUGCCCGGCUCGCUUCAGAUGAAUCAACAUGUGAAUGUUGCUGUUGCUGUUGUUGGCGACUUUCUUCGUUAUUUGCAGUAUAGUUGUCCUCAUUUCUCACUUGGAAUUGUACCUCACUUCUAAGGGGCUCAAAUCUGUUCUGAGUUUCUAUAUUGCAGGCCGCCAACGGCCGCUGGAUAUGUUUAUCAUUCACACUUUUCCCAAGUGUGCCCACUUGGGACCAACAAUCACAUAUCUUUUGUUGGCGGCAUUCGCCCUCGCUUCUUUCUUGCAUAAUGAUCUUCAUAGCCAGCUUAAGAGAAUCAUUUUCUUGUUGCAAGGACAAAACUUGGCUCUCAUAGGAAAAACACUUUUCCUCCAACACCUCAAUUUCAUUAUCUUUUUAGAUAAUGUCGAUAACACCUUCUCAUACCUCUCUUUGUAAUCGAGGAGCUCGGCGCUAAAAGCGGUUUCUUGUAAUUUGCAUUUCGUCGACAGAAGGCUUGUAUUUGCUUCAACCUUUUUCUGAAGAAUUAGUAAAUCCAGUUUUAAGCCCUCAAUAUCAGCACUGAUAACCGAGUUCGAUCGCUCUUGAAUACUGUUCUCAAGUCCGGCGUCGGCGGCCGAAGCUAGUCGAUUACUGCAGAUGCCAUUGGCUUCUUGCGAAGGCGGAAUUUCUUGCUCGGUUGUUGAAGCAUCCGAGACAGGCGUAUCAGCUUCUGUUCCCUGUUUAUUUUGAAUAAACUUGACCAACUUGUCCUUUAAGGAGGGACCAUCUCGACCUUGGAAACAAAGGGUUAGCUGUUUCUUAUUAUACCAGUUGAUGACGAGAUUAUUGUUAGAACUUUUGAAUUGCUUUACGUUUCCUCCGGGCGACGACCACUUUCCUUGUAGUUUCAAGCCAUUUUCCACAAAAUUCUUUAACGAUUCAAGGUUAUUCGUCCACGUUAAUCGUUCCCCGUUUAGCUUAAGGGAUUGUAAUUCGCACCAUUUAAGGUCAAGCUGGUAAGACUCGGUAUCUUUCGUCAAAACGGGACCAGAAGGUUCACGUCCGUCCGCCAUGGUUCACACGUUCACGUGAACUUCAAAACCGAUACAGUGAGGUGCGUGGCUAAUACUUUGCGUGGUAAAAAAAAAAAAUUAGAAGUUGCUCCAAUGAAAAUUUGACAUAAAGAAACAACAAAACUGCGACAAAGCUAGGACUCAAAACCACUUACAUUGCUUACAUUGCCAGCGAAAACUUCUGUGGUAACCGAUUGCAUAAAACGCCAAGAAACGUAGAAAAGCACUCCAGAGAACUGCGUUUAGCGCAGACCAAAACAAAACUGAAAAUUGUACUGAAGAACUGCGGUGUGAAAUACGGUUGAAUGUACAGAAAACAAAACUGACGAAACUAAAAAAGGGGCUAAUGAAGAUGAAAAAGCGUACAAAGAGACGCUAACGAAAGGGCGAGAAAUGACACAAAGGACUAUAAGAGUAAACACCUAAAGAAACUAAACAAGAGGGAUAAAAUGAACUAUAAUUUAAAAAGCUUAUUAACGUACGAAAAAAGAAAAACAUCGAAUUCUGAAAAAUUGAUUGUUAUACUUUGAUCUAAAAGCCGUGUGACGCGAAAAUGAUUCAUCGCACACUGCACCUUUAAACUUGCACCUAUACCUGCAGUCACACCUGUGCACUUGCAAAUUAAAGCCUCCAUAUACCCCCUGUUUCUUAAGUUCUAAUUAAGUAAACUAUUAACUAAAGGUUUGUAACAGCGCAUGUUAUCUACCAUAAAACGAUGCUACAAGGCUGAUUCAGCAAACAUUCAUCUGGCAAAGUAUGUACAAGUGCGUGUUAACAAUGAGGAAGCAUAUUAAAUGUCCUCAACUAAGGGCCACAAAGGAUUUUUGCCCAACGACGAACUUGUUUGUAAAGCAAAGAUAUCGCGCCCCUUCACUCGUUCCCAAUAAGCAGAUUCAACAGACCUAAGGCAGGGUAAGUUAUACAACCUACAAAAAUGUGGUGCCAUAAGACUGACACACCUGAGUCUUUCCAUUCUUUCUUACGUUCAGCUGUAUUCGUUCAGUUAUCAAAAAAACAACAACAACAAACACUAGGAAUAGUUGCACGAGAUUUGAUAAAUACUUUUUUCUCCAAGCUAACUGUGACUGCUGGCGCAGCAGGUCCAGAAGUCCUUAUAGACGAAACUGGGAAUACCAUGGCAGCAUUGAUGCAAUAGAUUUCCAGACAAAUGGUGACGUUAUUCUUUCAGGGUACCGGCUGUGGGGAGUGAGCAGUGGCUCAACUAGUUACCAGGUCACCAUUCGUUUGUACCGUGGAAGUAGCUUGAUAGCAGAAAAGACUGGGUCCUAUGGUACCCGUUCUAGUGUUAAGACAUUUGAGGUGCAUUUUUCUCAAAGGAUCUCGAUCCACGCUGGUGUCACAUACACUGCAACAGCUAGAAUAACUACAGGUAAAAGUUCUUUUUGGCUUAAUGAUGGGAUGGCAAGUGCCUCGUGUUCUGGUGUCAAAGUAACCUUCAAGACUUCCUCAAAAAGCUCAAAUGGUUCUGACCAGACUAACGGUCAAAUACCAGCUUUAAUUUUCGGUUCCUCUCGGUGCUAA
Messenger RNA from Porites lobata, 33824 nucleotides. Lineage: Eukaryota; Metazoa; Cnidaria; Anthozoa; Scleractinia; Poritidae. The record is from the annotation of a GenBank genome assembly.